Molecule: messenger RNA, 2334 nt
Organism: Elephantulus edwardii (Cape elephant shrew)
Lineage: Eukaryota; Metazoa; Chordata; Mammalia; Macroscelidea; Macroscelididae
Gene: CNST
Product: consortin, connexin sorting protein
Exons: 12
Coding region: 187-2334 (715 amino acids)
Biological process (GO): positive regulation of Golgi to plasma membrane protein transport
Cellular component (GO): transport vesicle; plasma membrane; trans-Golgi network
Molecular function (GO): connexin binding
Source: RefSeq, a predicted model, not a curated record
GAGGUGUCUCCUCCGCCGGGGCCUCAGGAGACCUGGGCGAGCUCGGUGACAGCUCAGGGGCCGCCAUGUCAGCGAGUGGGGCAGGGGAUGGACCCGGAGGCCGGCCGUAGCCCUCCUUUCGUCUCCGUUUCCCAGGUAUGGAAAGGACUUUAAUGACACUUGAACGGUUCGGCAGAGGAUGCUCUAAUGGAUGACAGUGAAACCCCUCCAUAUAACCUGCACGUAGAACGGCAAGAUGGGUGUCCAGGUGGUGGCAGCGUGGAGGGGACAGCGGUAAACUUGCCUGCUGUAUCAGAUGAGAACGAAAACCAGCUGGCUGGGGAAGGACGUGAGCGCCUGACUGGCGGAGAUGGUGCUAUGGGCAGAGCACAGGUGUCUGAUCAGGACAGCUUGAACAAUAAUGAAAGCUGCCAGUCAUUCUGUGAGGUGGCUGUGGGGGAGAACGCAGAAAACAUCCCUGCUGAGAGCCUCACGGGCCCACAAGGUUUCUUGGAAAAGGACUCAAUAGUAGCUGGACAAAGGAACUCAAGGAGCCAAAAAGGCACAGCUAAGAAGGCCCCAUCAGGACUCUCUUCAGGGGAUGGUGCACCUUCCAUGCUGGAACAGACAGGAGGUGCAGCCCCAUGUGCUGUUGGUGAUGACGAGGCUGAAGUUAAUGCUAACGAGCAGCCGGAGGCUCCGAAGCUGGUUCUGCAGUCUCUGUUCUCCCUGAUACGAGGCGAAGUGGAACAGCUGGAUUCCAGGGCACUUCCGCUUUGCCUUCAUCAGAUAGCAGAGUCUUAUUUCCAGGAAGAAGACUAUGAAAAAGCAAUGAUGUUCAUUCAACUUGAACGAUUGUAUCAUGAGCAACUGCUAGCAAAUCUUUCUGCCAUCCAAGAACAGUGGGAAACAAAAUGGAAAACUGUACAACCACAUAUGAUUACACCUCAGAGGAAUUCAGAAAAAGGAUUUAAUGGUGAAGAUUUUGAACGGCUUAUUAAACUUUGUACAACACAUCAAGACCCUCUUUUUUCCAAACAUAAGAGAGCUGCUGCAGAGAAGUGUCUGGGAAGAAAAUGCUUCACACAGUUAGUGGUGUCUGAAGGCGCAGAAGAACCAGGCAGGGGCUCAGACAGUGAAACUUCUUUGGGCAUGGAACCAGGUGAAGAAAGCCAGCAUAAAGGGAAGGCCCAGGACAGCAGCCCCUGCUGUAAUCGAAUGGGACCUGCAGAUUUCUCCAGCCUUCCUGCAACUACAGGGACAGACCACCAGGCGGAGCCGCUCCUCAGCCCUGAAGCCACACCAGAGCUCCACACCCAGCCCUCAGAGGCAGCCAGGAGCAGGUCCCAGCCAGGCUCGCCUGAGAAUCAGGAUGACUGCUGCUUACCACCGGCUGAAACGGAGGCCUGCAAAGAUGUAACCAGAACAGGAGGCACUGCCAAAGGCCCUAACGUGUUACUUUCCAACGAGUCACUCAGAGAGGCGUUGGUUUUACCAGGCUCUGACCAUAUACCUCCUACUUUGGCUUCAGCGGGGAAAUGCCCACAGACUGAAAGAAAGGAACUCCUGUUGCCUCUUCAUGAUGCAUCUGAGGCGUUGCCCAAAGACCAGCUUGAGAACAAUGAAUUAAAUGAGCUGCAGCAACCUGACCUCACCGACAGUGAUGGAAAAUCACAGACGGACUCAGAUGGCUCUGAGAGUGAACUGUGUGAGAAAAAUAAAAGACCUGACCUGAGCACAGCUCUGCCAGAAGUGUAUAUGGCCCCCGAGGGAACGGGAGAAGAGGACAGUCAAGUCAGCAAAGAAACAGAAGACUAUUUGAACAGCCUUCUAGAAGGAUGUUUAAAAUACACUGAGGAUUCUUUCCCAUAUGAGGACACUCAAGAGGAAGAUUCAGAUCUCCUUCCAGACCUUUCUCCUGAUGAGGCAUCCUACAGCUUACAGGAGGACCUGCCUUCUGAUGACAGCUGCCUUUCUCUUGAUGACCUCGCGAAAAGGAUAGAGAUUGCAGAGAUCGUUCCUGCUGAAGGCUUAGUCUCCAUAUUAAAGAAGAGGAGUGACACUGCAGGAAGUCAGCCAUCCCAAAUGCAGCAGAAGCCAUCCAAGCGAAGAGUGAGGUUCCAGGAAAUAGACGAGAACUUGGAUCAAGAUGAAGGCGGUGGCGGCUCCUGUAUUUUGCUGAUCUUACUGUGCAUAGUGACUGUUUUCCUCAGCAUUGGAGGAACGGCCUUGUACUGCACUUUCGGUGACAUGGAGUCACCCGUUUGCACAGACUUCGCAGAUAACAUGGACUUCUAUUACACCAAGUUUCUGCAGGGAAUGGCAGGAAUUAAGCACUGGAUCUACCUCUCCUAG